CGAACCGAGGUUUGCAAAUAUGGCGCAGGUUUCUACAAAAUGCAGUUCACAUAAUAAGUUUUAGUUGUCAUAUUCAAGUUGCAAGAAAAAAUUGAGAAAUGAAUUUUUAAUAACCCUUGUCUGCUUUAAUAAUUAAUAGUGCUAUACAGAACUGUUGAUGUGAAUUAUCGCUAUGUAGGGCACAAUUUUUGACGAACUAAAGCACGUGACUCGUUGGGAAAUUAUUGAUAUAAGUACUAUCACUCACCAGUUGUAAUAAAAAUCAAUAUGGGUAAACAAAAUAGUAAACUCAAGCCUGAGGUCCUCGAGGAUCUGAAACAAAACACGGAAUUUUCAGACGCAGAAAUACAGGAAUGGUACAAGGGAUUUCUGAAGGACUGUCCUAGUGGUCAUUUAUCUGUCGAGGAGUUUAAGAAAAUAUAUGGAAAUUUCUUUCCAUAUGGAGAUGCUAGCAAGUUUGCAGAACAUGUUUUUCGAACUUUUGAUGCGAACGGCGAUGGAACUAUAGAUUUCCGGGAAUUCCUAUGCGCCUUGAGUGUUACUUCACGAGGCAAGCUUGAACAAAAGUUGAAAUGGGCCUUUUCCAUGUACGACCUUGACGGGAAUGGUUAUAUAUCUCGACAGGAAAUGCUUGAAAUUGUUACGGCUAUCUACAAAAUGGUAGGUUCCGUAAUGAAGAUGCCCGAAGACGAAUCCACCCCGGAAAAGCGGACAGACAAAAUAUUCCGACAAAUGGAUAGAAAUAAGGACGGGAAACUAUCGUUGGAAGAGUUUAUCGAGGGUGCUAAGAGCGAUCCCUCUAUUGUACGACUUCUGCAAUGCGACCCCCAGUCGCAGUGAUACCUCAAAUAUUAAAGGCGCGCCGGCGUUGUCUCGGUCUUACGCUAGGCAAAUGUAUUGUAAAUUUUACCUGCUUCUAAGAGCUAGUGCGCGGCGUCGAACAUAUAAAAUCUCUUACGAUCAUUGUCCUGCUGCUUGGCUGUCGACUUUUUUUGUGUUCGUGGUUGAGACCGUAUCCAUAUCUUAGUUUAGGUGGCGGUGAACACUAUGGCCCGUAUUCCAAUUCUCGUAACCUGUGGGAAAAUAUGAUGUAUAAUAAAAUCCUUUAACAUGCAGAUCAUAAUUAGCGAUCUGACUUUGACCCAUAGAUCGGUAACUUAAUAGCAGUUAAAUGGAAAACUACGAGUCGUAUUCAAUCGUAUUUUGCAUAUAAUAAGCGGGCUUAUAUGCGGUUUCUGGUCCCCCAUACAAAUCAUAAUUCGUAUAUAUUGCUGUGAAAUCAAAAUAUUUUUUUUACCUACGAGGCGUAUUCUAUGGAAUAUAGGAUGGUUUCUAUAUACCGUAAUCGUAAACGUCUCAUUGUAAUACUUCAUAUACUUAGCUAUGAAAAGCUCGCAACGGUUUUAUGAAAAUACAAGUUUUACGUUUCGUAUUUUGUAUGAUACCGGACACUGCACGGGCCUAAGAGUUCACAGCCGGAUUCGGACACGAUGCAAGAGUAAUUAAAGUUUAUAUGGAUAGUUGUAAUGUACCUGAGAUGAGAAUUAACACCAAUAUGAAAAUCUAGUCCCUAAGGUAGUCCCAAUACAAGCUGAUCGCCGAUUUUGAUUUUUCUCGCGUUUUCGCGAAUGGCGACUUUGGGAUCAUAUUUGCUAGUUUCAGGGUUGGGUUUAAGCUCUUGUAUUGUAUCUGAAUCUUAUAUCAUUAUUAUUAUCAUUAAGUAUAAGUAUACAACCAGACAUCAGGACAAAGUCACUGUUAAGUGUUUUUCCCCAAUUAUGUAGUUAGUGAUGCCAUUUUGUCCACGAUUUAGCGGUCUAAAACUGGUUUUUUGCUCGCAAAUAUCUCACAUAUCGGUAUUUUACUAUCGACGACAUAUGUUUUAUCGAGUGCUUAUGCAAUGUAAUUGAAUUAGAAUGUAAGUUCUCUACGGAUCAGUUUCAAUUAAGAAUGUGUGCUUUUUUUUACCUCAUUGUAUAUAUUUUUAUUUAUUUCAUGUUAUUUGACUAAGACAAUAAAAAUUAUAUACACAAACUCCGGUUAUCAAAAUUGAAUACUGUAUGGGAAAUAUCCGAAAUAAUUAAUCGAAUGCGUUUAAGGAAUAACUGAUUAUAAUUUCAACAAAAUAGUUGCCGUCACAGAAAAUUAAUGAUGGCGUCCAUCUCGGGUUUACUUCCACGAAUAAAAAUAAAUUCACAAUUCAUAAUUUUCUUAUAGCUGAUAUAUAUUUAAUUCUAUGAAUUUUACGGUGUUUAUUCUUGAACUAGUAUAACGUAAUGUACCUGAAGAUGGCGCUUAAACAAUUCGGACAUAAUUAAAUAUUUUAGAACUUAGUUUUAAUCUUUUUGAAAUUUAAGCAUAAUCGUGAGUCAUUUGAGUAUUAUUCGUUUUGUAACAUUGGUGUUAGGAUUGCGUUUUUUUUAAGUGAGUCGGCGAUCGAACUGCGUUUGUGGUCUUGGAGGUCUUCCGUUCUUGACAAAGAUUAGAACAAAACAAAUCGAAUACUUUAGGUCCUUCCGUAAAACUAGUUUGCCUGAAAACCCGUUCAUCACACGAAUUAUAAAUUAUAACUUCCAAAAGAGAGUGAGCAAUUCCUUGGCCUUAAUAAGCGUUGAGGGCAUUUUAGAAAGCCGUAAUUAUAUUUAUAAUAAAAUAAUUUUGUGCAAACACUCAUUUACUUUUCACACAAAAUUAAUUGUUCCAAUAAAAGGUUAAUAAAGGAAUAUAGUACACAUGAUAAGUUAAUAAAUGUCUUCAAGUCGGAAUGUCUUCCUAGACUCGAUUAAGCGAUAGUUUAUUGUUUUUUGUCGCUAUAAUAAAAUAUUUCAGAUUCUCAAAUGCGUAGGUUUUCAUAUUCAAUAAAACGCUUAACAGUCUUAAAAUAAUGACCGACUAAAGGUAGCUUGAUUGAUCAUUUCAAUGUUUUCGGCCGUUCAAGUAUUACGUAAGCCCUAGGGGUGAGUCUUUGAUUUUCUUAUUUCGUGAUUACGUCAACAGUGAUUAUUUACUUUUGUGCUUAUAUUAACCACACAUUGUCUAUGCUUGAAAACGAAAUGCAUUUUCGAGGAUUCCUACAAUAUGUUUAUACGUUUAUGUACUAUAAUUUUUCUGACAAGAUUAUAUAAAUUGCAGUAAAUCUGCUUACGUAAUACAUGAACGGCCUCCUUUUAAUAACGUGUGAAAAUUAUUAAUCAAGUUCACCUUAAAGUUAUCCGUCUACAAGACUAUAGAGUAACGGGCGCUCUUGGUAACCAUACAAUUUGAAUGCCCUUUUACAAUGCAUACGAUUCUGGUGUUUUAAACUUAAUAUACUUAAUUUUGUUAUUUUGUAAAACAACGUUAUCGUUUGUAUUAAAAUAUACAAUUUUUGCAUUAUUUAAGCCAAAAUAAGGUGGCAUUUAAUUUCAGUUGAAAUUAUAUUUACCUUUUACUCAAAAAUAUUGUUAGCCUAAUGGUUUAGUGUGCAACUUUUAACCCUGGGGUCCCCGAUAUAUAAUUGUUUAUAUGCGCAAAGGGAACUAUCGUGAGGAACGUCUUGGACAUAUGUCGACAUGGUCAGGCACAGAAGGCUGAUAAAACAAAAGUUAUAAAAACAUGUUAUCUGAGGCUGAGACCCAAAGUUAUAACGCCACUGGAUUAUUAUUUAGCAAAGCAUUUAUUACUAGCAAAUAAUGAGUUAUUUGUCCGUAAAUACAAUGACAACUUUGUUUUACAAAUUUGGUGUUAGUUUAUGUAAAGGAAUUUCAAUAAUAAUUUUAAAGUUUAUGUAAUGACAAUAAUCGCUGAGGUAUAUAGUUGUACUUAGAAUUAUUUUAACAAUUGACUUAAAAUGAAAGACAUUAUGUAUCAUUUAGAUGUUAUAUUGAUCGUAUAGUACGUGAUCUGUUAUUAUAACGAGGUAUUUAAAAGGGGACACAAAAUGUCGUGUAACUAAAUCUGGUAAAGUGCCCUAAAUAGGGUAUAAAGCAAACUUCUCGAAAAUUGUAUUCGAUUUUGCAUACUAAUUGCACGAAUAAAAUAUAUGUGGGAAUCACUAUGCGUGAGCAUGUCACUAUAAAUCAACAACACGGUCUGAACACAAACGCACUGUUUGGUCUUUGAUGACGUAUCAUGUCGGGUGUACCUACAAUCAUAAUCAAACGGAAUUCUCCGUACUGAGUGGAACCGUACACAGGAGUGGAACUGUACACAUCUUGUGUACAGUUCCACUCGGAAUGUCCUGUCAGCUGUCAGCUAUAGUAAUAUUGGUUAAUAACUAACUCCUGUUUAUCAAUGUUUCUAACGCAACGUAAGGGAGACUAUUUAUCUUAUUAGUUUACAAACUUAGAAUUUUUAAAGCAAUUGCUAACUAAAGGAUGAUCUGUGGAACAGAUACAGAAAUGUGACUGUCUCAUGGAGAUUCAAAGAACUUUUAUUGAGCAUUUAGUAGGGCACACAUAACAGCCUGUCGGGUCAGCAAAAAAUAACGUUCAGAAAAAAUAAGUCAUAUUCUACAUUAAGAAACAAUUUAACAGAGAGAGUCAAAUAAGUAUUUUAGAAUAUCGUUAAUUAAGUUUUUAUGAAUAGGGUUAGGUGAAUACAUUACCCAAGGAUCUUUCAUACUUCGGUACUUAAUUUAUUAUUUACAUCAAUAUAUACAAUUGUCUUAAAAUAUAGAAUGUUAUUACAAGUGCUAUAUUAUAAUUUAUAUAUAUAUAUACAGUGUAAACUGUAUUAUUAUACGUAUAACUAUCGAUUUUAGGGAGAACGUCAUAAACGUAAAAUGUAAUUUACUGUGUAUGCUUUUUAAAAUAAUUAUUAAUAUUUAGUUCAAGUUAAUUAAUUAUCACGGCUUUGGCGGUGAUAUGUUAUUUUAAGCUAAUUGUAUACUUAAAUUAGCAAAAAUAAUUCUUUAUUAAUAUUAUCAGCUAUAUACGCACGUUAACGAUGGUCGACUCAAAUGAAGUUUGGUAGUCUGUUCAUCUAAUUUAGUCAAAUCGUACGGUUAGAACUAAAGAACUGACGUCUUUUGACAGCUUAAGCACAAACAAAAAGAUAAGUACUGUAGAUGAAACAGUACUUAGUUUUUGUAAAAAAAUAUGGUUUAGUUUAAAUUACAUAUACUUUACUCGUUUAUUACGAAUACAUCACUACAAAUAUAUUUUAAAUAUAUUACUGUAAGUUUAUUUUAAAAUUUUAAUUAUUGUUCGGAUGACACUGAUUGAUCCAAGAAUGAUUAAUAUGUUUUUAAAUUUCCAAACGCUUUCAGCUUUUUAAUAAAAAGCUUAAUGAAAUGCACAAUUUGUUUUCUAUCGCACAAUUAACAUAUUAUUCUUAUGAGUUAUAUUAUAUCUAAUUUAACGAUGCUCGGUUUUGAAUUUUUAUGUUAAUAUAGACAUUAAUGUACUAGAUAAUUCAAACGUCAUACAAUUGGUGCAUAUAGUCUUAGAUAUAUACAUGUAACAAGAGCCUGUUAAAAAUGGAUGGACUCCUCAGUUCUAUUGCUUAGGAUACCCGUCAAAUGUCGCCUGUUUUAUCAAAUUUUUUGAUCAAAUAUAAUAUAAGCACGCAAAUAAGUUAAAGUAUCAGUUUAAAUUUAAUUUAGACGAUGGUCCACUGCCACUGAGAACGUCAAUAGGUUAAUUAAUGAAUUUAUAAUGACAUUGUUGUUAAUUUAUUAAAGAAACUGUAGAUCAGAAUUUAAUGUUAAACAAAAGACAUAUAUUAUAUUACGUGGUUCUGGUACUAUCUCUAAAUCUCGUCACUAAAUAAAUUUAACUUUUUGCUGCCAAAAAAUGUGGCUAGAAAACGUAUACCAUUUUAUUAUUCUCGCUUUGUGUGUCUCAAUAGUUUUUCAUUGAAAUAAGUAAGCGGUGUCGCAAUUCAUUGAUGUUAUUAAUAUAAAAGAGAUGAAUAUUUUAAUAGGUAAUUUUAAUCGUAUCAAUCGUUAGAUGUUCGUGAUAAAUUUUAUGAAAUUCUGGAUGUUUAAAGUAAUUUUCUGACGUUCAACACUUCUUCACAUAUAUUUGAACACGACACUUUAAAUAUUCAUCACUUAAAAUUAUUAGAUGUGAACUUUUAUCCUAGUAAUUAUGUAUAGAUUUCCUUCAAUUUCUCUACUAUACGUACUUGAGACCUUAUGACUUAAUUGUAGUAGUUUGAUUCUAAAAAAAAUAUACAAAAACUUCUCAAGUUCAUGAUAUCGUGACUAUCAAUGUUUACAUAGUCUUUGCUCAAACAUAAAUUAUUUAAUUUCCCUUAAUUUGGGCAGAGGAAAUUCUGACAUGUUCCUUCCAGAUUUGAAAUCUACCAAUUUUUAUUUGAAAUAUGUUGAAUAACGUAUUGAGUAUACAUCUGAAACAUAUAUUUAAUCGCUCACGAUCCCAAGUUUUAUUAAUUAACCAAAUCUAGGAAAAUUUAUCCAGAACAUUCGAAAUUAAUAAAAAAAUCUUAAUAAUUUUAUAAAUGAUUUUGUUGUCGAUUAAUUUUAUUGUCUUCCAGUAAAAUAAGACGUAGACAAUUAACACGAAGUAUUAUUGGCCUUAUGAAAAUAGCAAAUUGAGAUUAAUUAUUUAACCUCCGUUAGUUUUAGCUACGUAGGUUAGGCUAAAAACCGUGUGUAUUCAGUUUCGUAUUGUAUUUAAUAUAGUAUGCUUAAUUCCCAGUUUCUAUUUUAGACUGGGUUGAUUGAAUUACUGGACCAGACAUGUUCGAAGACGUCUAACACAGUUAUUGGGUUGUACUCCGCUGCGCUAUUUGUUAUAUGGCUAGUUAUAUCUUACACCUAGAUAGAUUGUUUUAUUCUCCACCUUAUACCCCCUAUAACUUGUAUAUAAGAUAGGCUAUCGACCUGUGUAUUAACCGUAGUAGGUUAUCAAGCCCCUUUCACAAAUCUGUCGAAAAUCUAGUCUUGAGAAGCGGUUAAUCAAGCUAACCGCUAAAUUUUCUUUCUAAAGGUACCUUAAACUCAGGGUGCUUGAUGAUGUGCAGUACAAUUGUUGUAAUUUAAAGAGUUUAAAAAUACCAAAGUUGCUUUUAAGUGAAUGUUCCAUGAUUGAUAAGCUUUUGAUUUAACAAUUGUUGAAUUACAUUUACUUAAAGCUAAUUAUGGUUUUACGAGCGAUACCGUGCUAAGGAAACUUAUUCUAUAAUAUAUAACAUGUUUGUGUUUAAAACAUAUCAUUUGUUUUCAUAAUUAAACUAAUGCACCUAUACUUGCUAUAGCACCCUGUUUUGGAUGUUUACCUUGUUUUGUGUCGAGUCAAAAAUAAUACAUAUUUCGGCUCAAACUGCUCCUGUAAUAUACUUAUUGCUCUUAAUAUAUUCUCAAUAUUUCAGGAUUAUUGUUCCGGUAGACGAUUUAUCAUUUCAAAAUAUACCUGUUCUGAUACCGUUUAGAUGUAAAGUUAUUGUAUCUAUUUAUUAAAUCUUUCUU
Molecule: messenger RNA, 7414 nt
Organism: Pieris brassicae (large cabbage white)
Lineage: Eukaryota; Metazoa; Arthropoda; Insecta; Lepidoptera; Pieridae
Gene: Nca
Product: neurocalcin homolog
Exons: 5
Coding region: 268-840 (190 amino acids)
Molecular function (GO): calcium ion binding
Source: RefSeq, a predicted model, not a curated record